Molecule: messenger RNA, 3024 nt
Organism: Phytomonas sp. Hart1
Lineage: Eukaryota; Euglenozoa; Kinetoplastea; Trypanosomatida; Trypanosomatidae
Source: the annotation of a GenBank genome assembly
AUGCAGACGAAAAAUGAACCUGAAUUGGUAACAAAUUCAACCGAAAACGUUGGUAACGUAGUCUCGACCUCUACCGAUACUUAUGGGAAGAACCUCGGUCAAAAUACUGCCCUUUCCAUCGUAGUGCUUGAGAAUAUAGAGCAUCGCUAUGUCGAAGUUAUGCAGGAGCUCUCAGCGGAGCCGCGGUUCGAGCGGCUAAGGCUAGAGUACGAACGUAUCUACCGCCUGCUUAGCAAGAGCCACGAAGGUGAGCGACAUUUGAUGGAAAAGACAAAGGAGUUGCGCGAUGAACUCAAGGAUCAUGAGACCCGCAUCAGUACCGCCCUGGAGCUAUCCAAAGAGGACACCCAAAGCAUCGCGGCGCUGCGGAAGGGAAUCGAAAAGGCCUGGGCGAUGGCGGACAUGUCGCACGCUAAAGAAGUCGAGAGUCGUGAACUGAUUCAAGUUCUCAUGAAGCAAGUAGCCGACUUGGACGAGCAGGUGGAGCAUAGCGCGGGGCUUUCCGUCGGCCACGAGGUUGCCAUGCGGAACCUUUUGCAUAUGAAGAAGGCCCGUGAGGAGGAGCACGCCAGCUUAGUUUCGGAUGCCGCCCUCCUCAAGACAGACCACACGGCCUACCUGAGCCGGAUGCAAGUGCUGAGCGGUAAAGAGGCAGCGGUACGGAAGACCUUUGAGGCAGAAACAGCGGCUUAUCAGGCGCUAUUAUCCGCAAUGGAGGCCGAACAGCGUGAACGCAGUGCAAAGGAGCAAAGCGCGAAAAACUACCGCAAUUCUACCGAGCAGCACGUGGUGGAAGUGGAGAAGGUGAAGCGUGCGGUGGAGCAAAUUAUAGCCGAUGAGCGACGUCUUAGCAAGGAUGUCGAGGCCGCGAAGGAGAGCAAUGCAGUGAUCUUCCGUCAGCUUGAGGAGCGUCAGCAACGCAUCAAGACAGAGGCCGAUCAGCUAGCCGCAACGGAGAAGUACAAUGGAACUCUGAAGGCGGAGCUUCUUCGGAAGACAUCGAUGAUGAAGGAGAAGCAGCGGGAGCUGGCGAAGGUCAGCAAGCGGCUUAGCAGUACUGAAGUGGUAGCACGCGACCAACAAAAUCAGCUGAGCAAUCUAGUUCAGGAGAGAGAUGCGCUGAUCCUGCGAUCUAAUGACAAUAAUGAGAAGCUUGACAGACUCCUGAAGGAACUGGCUCAGGAGGAGAUAAAGAUUCAAAAUGUCGAAGGGCUCAUGAAGGGGGUAAUGCUUCGUAAAACAAAAGCGUUAGCGGCAAAGUCGGUAAAGGAAAACAGCCGUGUAGAGGUAGAGGGAGUGCGUGUCCUGGAGGAAGGCAAGGUUCGACGGCUUAAACAGGAUUUAUUUGCCUUUUUGCAAAGUAAUGAGCAGCUUCGCAAGCAAGUUUUCGAACUCGAGAAAAAGAAGGAUAAACACUUUUCCGCGGUGCAGUUUGCCACAGUUGAGUACCACCGGACGUUGGACGCCAUUCGAAACAAACGCACGGAGCUUAAAAGCCUAAAUGAGCACUGCGCCAUGCUCGAGAAAAAACACAAAGUACAACAAGAACUUGUGAACCGCGUUAAGACCGACCGCAAUCGUGCGGAGAAGCAGCUGCGUGAGAUGGAGACCGAACGAGGGGAGCUGAUGGCCCACCAACUGGAAAAGCAGGAGGUUAUUGAAGCCACAAAAAAGGAGCUCAUACGGACAGAAACCGAGUUUCUCCAGCUCCAUGCCGUGAACAAGCAGCUUCGGUACGACAUGUCCAAUACCGAGGAGCGCUUCAAGCACAUCCAUGACGACUGCGUGGAAGCUAAAGGGCGCGUUGCCGCGUUGGAAACGGAGGCGCUGGAACUGGAGCAGGUCAUCGCCAAAUGUGAUUCGGAGAAGCAAAAGCAGCUCUACAAACUUAAGAAGGUCACAAACGACUGCAAUAUCCUCGCUACGCAGCUCAUCUGCAAAAAUGAAGAGGUGAGCUUGAUUUAUGAGAAGGUUCGUUUGCAGGGCAGUGAUCUGGCAAGUAAGGCUGCAGACUAUGAUAAACGCAUUGACGAAAUCAUCGACACGCGAGAUCGUCUAGCGGAGCUGCGGCUGCGCUGCCGGCGCAGUCUUGUGCAACUGCACUACAUGGAAAAGAUAAAAAAGAAGACUAUAAAGUAUCAGCGUGAGCUGAACCGACAGCGUGCGCACGUGCGUGCGCUCACAAAUGAGGUGCAGAACUUUGUCAACAUCCAUCGUUGGCGAAGGCUAGAAGGUAGCGCCCCGGUACUUCUGGACGCUCUUGCCCAAGUACAACUCCUUCAACGUAGUUAUAUAGAGAAAUCCAACAUGUGUGUGGAGUUAACCGAGCAGAUUAGGAAGAAGGUCAACGAGUACACCAAACUGCGAAGCCGUCUGACGCGCAUGCCAGGGCCCGAGGCGGUAGAGGAUCUCGCGCUAUUUCAAGAAAAUAUAGAAAAACGAGAUGACCAACUUCAAGGCAUGGUUACCGAGCUUCAAGGCUUGGAGCAACAUGCGGAGGUUCUGGAAGAUGAGGUGCGCACGCUAAAUGAUGAGCUCGCCGAGGCUAAGAAAAAGUAUUACGAUGAAAAGACCAAACAAGACUUCUACUGGCGUGAGGCACUUCAGUGGCGACAAACCUGGGGCAGCUCCAUCGCCGUCGCGCAGCUCGCCCGUGAGACGAUCGACGAGGCCGUCAACUUUCCUUCUAAGCGAAAGCGCAGCACUCCCCACUCCGCAGGGGUGGAGUCGUACGCGAAGAUUCGAACUGCGGAGCUGGCUUCGAGCGGGCCCCCAGGACAAUCCCAUCACUUAUCGGCAGCCCCGCAGCGAAUUCUUUCCCAAGGCGGGAAAAUUGGAUCUCGAGUGGGGGCACGGAUUCCCGGUGGACUCACCCAGCGGGAGCGUGCCUAUGCGCGAGAGGAGGACUUGCUUCACAUCCUCUCCACAGGCGUCCCGGGGCCGAACUUCAAGCUGCAGAAGCCGAAGAAUCAGCGCCAGUUCGCGGGGGGUGGCUUCGCGCUGACAAGACCAGACAAGGUCUGA